AUCGCAACCGCCACGGCCGUAGUCCACCAAAGCGAGCGAGCGAGCGUGGAGGCUCUCCGCUUUAUUAUCUCCUUAAAACCCCGCUCACGGCCCCGAUACCGCGUUCCCUUCCCCCCCACCCCGAAAUUAUAUAAAGCGAGCGACGCGAACUUCAUAGGAGUUCUCGUCGAUUCGAUCGGAAUCGAAGCUUGAGGAGGAGAGAGGAGAGACGAGGAGGAGUACGAGGAGGAGGAGGAGGAGGAGGAGGAGGAGGUGAGGCGGUGGCCAUGGCGAUGCGCGAUCUAGUCACGGGGGGCGCGGCGUGCGCGGUUCCUGGCUCCUCCUCUUCCUCGAACCCCUUCGGUGCCCUCGCCAACGCGAUCCUCGGAUCGUCUUCGAAAACUCAGGAACUAAAGGGACUUCCUGGUUCCGCAGUUAAUGUUCCUGAGGCUUCUUCUGACUAUAGGCCUGCAGCUCCACUGACUACCAUUCCAGGGUCAGAAUAUGAGAGCCAACAGGACCAACGACCAGAUGCCCGGACUUCUGAAUUCCUCCAUGGAUUCCAUUCUACGGAUCACGGUGGCCUUGCAGAAGCCUGGGAUGAAAUUCAUCGGUCUCCAGUUUUUCCUCCUGCUCAGUUCAGAGAAAAUGAGGCCCACUUUGAAGAGUUUGAGAGAGUUUAUAAUGCAAAUCCCCUUCAACCCACUUGGGAUGGUCCACCACAGAGAGUCUUGUCUAGUGUCCUGCAUUCUUUCCUUGGCAGUGAUCAAGCUGGUGUUCCUUUCCGCCCGACUGCACUGCCAGUUCUUGGGUUAUCAGAAGGUGACAAACAAUGCAUACGUGAUCGUAGCUGCAUAAUGGCACGCCACAUUUUUGCUGAUAAGAGUGAAGAGUACAUUCAAUCACAGGUAAAUGCAUUGCUGCACUCUUUAGAUAUUGAUAGCAAUCAUCAAAUCAGAGGGUCCAUGCAUGGACCUCAUUCAGAAUUGGAGGGAUAUUGGAACGAGUCUCAAGGUGCCAUGAUACCUAGGAUGCCUAAUCCUGUAGAUGGUUGGAUUACAGAAUUUAGCCAACAAAGAGAAAAUGAUAACCCUGCAGCCUGGGCCAAUUCCUUCGAACAAAUGCAUGGUGCUAAUGGCUGGGCUUCUGAAUUUGAGCAGGAUCUAAAAAUGGGUCACAUGAGAGAUGCAAACUUAGCUAACUUAGCUGCAAUGGAGCAGAGCCGUAUGCUUGCACAGACAUUAGGACAAAAUAGAGACCCGAAAUUUCAGAAAUCAAAGUUUCUACAGUUUGUUUCAAAGAUGAGCCGUGGUGAGCUUAUAAUUGAUGAGAACCAAAUCAAGCCGGGUACAAACUCUCUUGCUGGUGAUUGGGCUAAUGAGUAUCAAGCGCAGUAUGAUGUUGGCCCAAAGUCUUGGGCAGAUCAAUUUCAACAAGAAGAGCUUUCACGAGGAACAGAUAACUGGGUGCAUGAGUUCUCUAAGGAACAUCAGCGGCCAGAUGAAAAGUGGGUCGAUGAGUUCUCCAAAUUGAACAUGAAUGACUGGGUGGAAGAAUUUGGUCAGCAGGUCAGUGAAGGAGCUUUUGGGGAAAGCUCUGCUGAUGUGUGGGCAGAUGAUUAUGACAAAUACCUUGAUGACCAGUUACGGGCAUCCAAGCAGCGGUCUGGUGCUUCAAGAGGGGUUUAUGUAUUCUCUGACAUGAACCCUUAUGUUGGUCAUCCCAAUCCGUUGAAGGAAGGGCAAGAACUCUUCCGGAAAGGACUUCUAAGUGAAGCUGUUCUUGCUCUCGAGGCAGAAGUUCUGAAGAAUCCUGAUAAUGCUGAAGGGUGGAGGUUGCUUGGAAUAACACAUGCAGAAAAUGAUGAUGACCAGCAGGCUAUUGCAGCUAUGAUGCGAGCCCAAGAAGCUGAUCCGUCAAAUUUGGAAGUUCUUCUUGCUCUUGGUGUUAGUCACACCAAUGAGUUAGAGCAAGCUGAGGCGUUGAAAUAUCUUUAUCGGUGGCUUCAAAACCAUCCAAAAUAUGGGUCCCUUGCUCCUGUACAGCAGGCAGAUUCUCUGUAUUAUGCUGAUGUUGCGAGGUUGUUUAAUGAGGCUGCUCAAAUGUCACCAGAGGAUGCUGAUGUCCAUGUAGUGCUUGGCGUCUUAUACAAUCUAUCCAGAGAAUAUGACAAAGCUAUAGCAGCUUUUCAGGAGGCACUAAAGAUCAAACCGCGUGACUACUCUCUCUGGAACAAGCUCGGUGCAACCCAAGCAAACAGCGUUCAGAGUGCUGAUGCAAUAUUGGCGUACCAGCAGGCUUUAGAUUUGAAGCCCAACUAUGUUCGUGCAUGGGCAAAUAUGGGCAUUAGUUAUGCCAAUCAGGGUUUAUAUGAAGACUCUAUUCGGUACUAUGUUAGAGCACUUGCUAUGAAUCCUAAAGCAGAAAAUGCUUGGCAGUACCUACGGAUCUCUCUCAGCUGUGCUUCUCGGAACGACUUGUUUGCAGCUUGUGAUUCACGUAACCUCGAUGUUCUCCAGAAAGAGUUUCCGCUGUGAUUGUUGUACUUUGAAGCAAUAUUCUUGUGUAGGAUCUCCAAUCCGAAAUGGAAGCACCUCAAAAUUAGAUUUUUUUUUUAAAAAAACUGUUAUUAUUAUUUUAUACACACACUAAUGCAUGGUCUUCAUUACCAGAAUUUUUGGUUCUUAAA
This is a messenger RNA of Ananas comosus (pineapple), 2668 nucleotides long. RefSeq names its product peroxisome biogenesis protein 5. Gene Ontology annotation, cellular component: peroxisomal membrane; cytosol. Gene Ontology annotation, molecular function: protein binding. Lineage: Eukaryota; Viridiplantae; Streptophyta; Magnoliopsida; Poales; Bromeliaceae. The transcript has 15 exons. Gene Ontology annotation, biological process: protein import into peroxisome matrix, docking. The coding region runs from base 267 to 2516 and encodes 749 amino acids. The record is from RefSeq and is a predicted model, not a curated record.